GGAGAAGAUAAGGACGUUAAAAGGAGAGACAGUGACAACUUUUCAAACGUGAUACAAAAGGAAACACAACUAACCACCAAAGACAAACUCUCUGUCCCUCGUUUUGUCAGACCUCAGUGUUUCUCAAUCCAUGGCGGAUCAAACCCAGAACCCACAAAUAUUUGAGCUCAACAAUGGAAGCAUGCUAGUCAAGAUCACCAACCUCGGUUGCAUUAUUACUUCCUUGUCCGUACCUGACAGAAAUGGGAAUUUAGCUGAUGUUGUUCUUGGAUUCGACUCUGUUGAGCCAUAUCUGAAAGGUGCUGCACCUUAUUUUGGGGCCAUUGUUGGCCGAGUGGCAAACAGGAUUAAAAAUGGAAAGUUUACUCUCAAUGGGGUCGAGUACACUUUGCCCAUUAACAAGCCUCCAAACAGUCUUCAUGGUGGGCACAAGGGUUUUGAUAAGGUGAUAUGGGAGGUAGCAGAAUAUAAGAAGGGUGAAAACUCAUCAAUUACCUUCAAGUAUCAAAGUCAUGAUGGAGAGGAAGGUUACCCUGGGCAUCUUUCUGUAACUGCAACUUACACUCUUACUUCAAGCACGACAAUGAGGCUCGACAUGGAAGCAGUGCCCAAGGAUAAAGCAACUCCAGUCAGCUUAGCGCAGCAUACCUAUUGGAACUUAGCUGGCCACAACUCUGGGAACAUACUAGACCAUUCAAUUCAAAUAUGGGGAUCUCAUGUUACACCUGUAGAUGAGAACACUGUACCAACUGGUGAAAUCAUGCCAGUUAAAGGCACACCUUUUGACUUCUCCUCUGAGAAGAGAGUUGGUGCUUCAAUCCAUGAAGUUGGUUUAGGCUAUGAUCACAACUACGUGCUUGACUGCGGGGAAGAGAAAUCAGGUUUGAAACGUGCUGCAAAACUUAAAGAUCCAUCAAGCUCAAGGGUGCUUAACUUGUGGACCAAUGCUCCUGGGAUGCAGUUUUACACUGGAAACUAUGUGAAUGGAGUUGUUGGUAAAGGAGGUGCUGUUUAUGGAAAGCAUUCAGGUCUGUGUUUGGAGACACAAGGAUUCCCUAAUGCCAUAAACCAAUCAAACUUCCCUUCAGUGGUCGUUCAACCUGGUGAGACAUAUAAGCACACCAUGUUGUUUGAGUUUUCAGUUGAGUGAAUUAUUAGUAUUUGAGCGCCAGUGAGAAUGAAGUUUAAUUCUGGUUUUGCAGAAUCACAAACGUGUAUGAACUUGUGUUGCUGAUCUGAUACUGCCUCGAAUAAUAAAGUGAUUCUAGUUUUAUA
This is a messenger RNA of Hevea brasiliensis (rubber tree), 1275 nucleotides long. RefSeq lists its product as uncharacterized. Gene Ontology annotation, molecular function: aldose 1-epimerase activity; carbohydrate binding. Gene Ontology annotation, biological process: glucose metabolic process; beta-D-galactose catabolic process via UDP-galactose, Leloir pathway. NCBI's taxonomy places the organism in Eukaryota, Viridiplantae, Streptophyta, Magnoliopsida, Malpighiales, Euphorbiaceae. The coding region runs from base 131 to 1150 and encodes 339 amino acids. The record is from RefSeq and is a predicted model, not a curated record. The transcript has 5 exons.